Molecule: messenger RNA, 4002 nt
Organism: Piliocolobus tephrosceles (Ugandan red Colobus)
Lineage: Eukaryota; Metazoa; Chordata; Mammalia; Primates; Cercopithecidae
Gene: COG1
Product: component of oligomeric golgi complex 1
Exons: 14
Coding region: 81-3023 (980 amino acids)
Biological process (GO): intra-Golgi vesicle-mediated transport
Cellular component (GO): COG complex; Golgi apparatus
Source: RefSeq, a predicted model, not a curated record
GCUUCCGCCCCCAACCAAGAUGGCGGCGGGGGCGGGACUAAAAGGGAGUAAGUGGCUCGCCGGGGGCUGACGAGUGCACCAUGGCGGCCGCUGCAGCCUCACCCGCGCUGAAGCGGCUGGAUCUGCGCGACCCUGCGGCUCUUUUCGAGACGCACGGAGCGGAGGAGAUCCGCGGGCUGGAGCGCCAGGUUCGGGCCGAGAUCGAGCACAAGAAGGAGGAGCUGCGGCAGAUGGUGGGCGAACGGUACCGCGACCUGAUCGAGGCGGCCGACACCAUCGGCCAGAUGCGCCGCUGCGCCGUGGGGCUGGUGGACGCCGUGAAGGCCACUGACCAGUACUGCGCCCGCCUCCGCCAGGCCGGCUCGGCCGCACCCCGGCCAUCGCGGGCCCCGCAGCCACAGCAGCCAUCCCAGGAGAAGUUCUACAGCAUGGCUGCCCAGAUCAAGCUACUCUUAGAAAUUCCUGAGAAGAUCUGGAGCUCAAUGGAAGCCUCUCAGUAUCUCCAUGCCACACAGCUCUACCUGCUCUGCUGCCACCUUCACAACCUGCUCCAGCUGGAUUCUUCUAGUUCCCGAUACAGUCCCGUCCUCUCCCGUUUUCCUAUACUCAUCCGGCAGGUGGCAGCUGCCAGCCACUUCCGGUCAACUAUUCUGCAUGAAAGCAAGAUGUUGCUCAAAUGCCAAACCGUGUCUGACCAAGCUGUGGCCGAGGCCCUGUGCUCUAUGAUGCUCUUAGAAGAAAGCUCUCCUCGCCAAGCCCUCACAGACUUCCUGCUGGCCAGAAAGGCAACUAUUCAGAAACUUCUCAACCAGCCACACCAUGGUGCUGGUAUCAAGGCUCAGAUUUGCUCAUUAGUGGAGUUGCUGGCCACCACUCUGAAGCAAGCUCAUGCCCUCUUCUACACUUUGCCAGAAGGACUGCUUCCAGAUCCGGCCCUGCCAUGUGGCUUGCUCUUCUCUACUCUGGAGACCAUCACAGGCCAGCAGUCUGCCGGAAAGGGCACUGGUGUCCUGCAGGAAGAGAUGAAACUCUGCAGCUGGUUUAAACACCUGCCGGCGUCCAUCGUCGAGUUCCAGCCAACACUCCGAACUCUUGCACAUCCCAUCAGCCAGGAAUACCUGAAAGACACACUGCAGAAAUGGAUCCACAUGUGUAAUGAAGACAUUAAAAAUGGGGUCAGCAACCUGCUCAUGUACGUGAAGAGCAUGAAGGGCCUCGCGGGAAUCCGGGACGCUAUGUGGGAGUUACUCACCAAUGAGUCCACCAAUCACAGCUGGGAUGUGCUGUGUCGGCGGCUUCUGGAGAAGCCGCUUUUGUUCUGGGAAGAUAUGAUGCAGCAACUGUUCCUUGACCGAUUACAGACUCUGACAAAGGAAGGCUUUGACUCUAUCUCCAGUAGCUCCAAGGAGCUCCUGGUUUCAGCUUUGCAGGAACUUGAAAGCAGCACCAGCAACUCCCCUUCAAAUAAGCACAUCCACUUUGACUACAACAUGUCGCUCUUCCUCUGGUCCGAGAGUCCUAACGACCUGCCUUCCGACGCGGCCUGGGUCAACGUGGCAAACCGGGCUCAGUUUGCCAGUAGCGGCCUCUCCAUGAAAGCACAAGCCAUUAGCCCUUGUGUACAGAACUUCUGUUCUGCCCUGGAUUCUAAGCUGAAGGUUAAACUAGAUGACCUCCUGGCUUACCUCCCCUCUGAUGACGCGUCACUGCCCAGGGACGUUUCUCCCACACAGGCCAAGAGCUCUGCUUUUGACAGAUACGCAGACGCAGGGACCGUGCAGGAGAUGCUGCGGACUCAGUCCGUGGCGUGCAUCAAGCACAUCGUGGACUGCAUCCGGGCAGAGCUGCAGAGCAUUGAAGAAGGUGUGCAAGGGCAACAGGAUGCCCUCAACAGUGCUAAGCUGCACUCAGUUCUUUUCAUGGCCAGACUCUGCCAGUCCCUGGGAGAGCUGUGCCCCCAUCUGAAGCAGUGCAUCCUGGGAAAAUCAGAGAGCUCAGAGAAACCAGCAAGGGAGCUUCGGGCUCUGAGAAAACAGGGAAAGGUGAAAACUCAGGAAAUCAUUCCUACACAGGCCAAGUGGCAAGAGGUUAAAGAAGUACUCCUCCAGCAGAGCGUGAUGGGCUACCGGGUCUGGAGCACUGCAGUUGUGAAAGUUUUGAUUCAUGGAUUCACCCAGUCAUUACUUCUAGAUGAUGCUGGCUCAGUCCUGGCCACAGCCACCAGCUGGGAUGAGCUAGAAAUUCAAGAGGAGGCAGAGUCUGGCAGCAGCGUCACAUCCAAGAUCCGACUCCCUGCACAGCCAUCCUGGUAUGUACAGUCCUUCCUGUUUAGCUUAUGCCAGGAAGUUAAUCGGGUUGGAGGCCAUGCCUUGCCAAAGGUGACAUUACAGGAGAUGCUGAAAAGCUGUAUGGUUCAAGUAGUAGCUGCCUAUGAGAAACUUUCCGAAGAAAAACAGAUUAAGAAAGAAGGUGCAUUUCCAGUCACCCAGAACCGGGCGCUGCAGCUGCUUUAUGAUCUGCGUUACCUCAACAUUGUUCUGACAGCCAAGGCUGAUGAGGUGAAGAGUGGCCGGAGCAAGCCAGACUCCAGAAUUGAGAAAGUGACUGACCACCUGGAAGCGCUCAUUGAUCCAUUUGACCUGGACGUUUUCACACCACACCUUAACAGCAACCUUCAUCGCCUGGUGCAGCGAACUUCUGUUCUGUUUGGAUUGGUGACUGCUACAGAGAAUCAGCUCGCCCCCCGGAGCAGUACGUUCAACUCCCAAGAACCCCAUAACAUCCUGCCACUAGCAUCCAGUCAGAUCAGGUUUGGACUUCUCCCAUUGAGCAUGACAAGCACUCGAAAGGCUAAAUCAACCAGAAACGUCGAAACAAAAGCCCAGGUUGUCCCCCCGGCACGCUCCACAGCUGGUGACCCGACAAUUCCUGGCUCCUUGUUCAGACAGCUCGUCAGCGAAGAAGACAACACAUCUGCACCUUCAUUAUUCAAACUGGGCUGGCUCUCUAGUAUGACUAAGUAACAUGGCAACACGUCUGUCUCUCCCUAAAUAAAUACUACCACAUUAUUUCUUCUAAAGAUGCCACUGCUCAUCUGAUUCUCAGCCACACCAAUCUUUGCAGUUUCACUGAUGGAAUGUGGCCCCCUAGUUACUGUUGGGGGUUACUUUUAAGCAUCAGGUUAAUCCUUGUCCCAUAAUUUCACAAUACUUGUUGCUUUAGACAUCAGUUCAGGUAGCUUACAUUUUAUUAGCAUUCAACAAUGCCUUAAUUGUUGACACUACAAGGUGGACUUGUCAAUGCGAUCACAUAAGCUGCUGACUGACCAAGUUUGUAGGACAAAAAGUCAUUACAUAUUACUUCACUUGCAGAACUGUGCCAUGUUUCCUACUAAAGUCUGAGGUGCAGACUCUGGAGGAAUAGUGACACAGAAGUUAUCUGGGUAUACAAGAAUCUAAAAGACAUUCUCCCUGGAAAUACAAAUAUAUAACAAAGAGUAGAGACUAUUAUUAGGGAGGGUGCUUCACUGACAGUCUGAAUUGGAUCUGAUUAUUCUCCUGUUACACAGGAGAAAGUACUUUCAAUAGAACAUCUACAUACUGAGAGGUAGUAUGGCAGUUAAUUUCAGUGCAAGACUGAAUCAAGCUUCCUAUAUUUUGGAAAAAAACUUACGUUUUUUCAUGGAAACUAGAUACUCUUUACUAGUUUAUUGAAUAAAAAAAAUUGAAGAUCCCGCAUUUUUAAAAGGCUCUUUACAUCAAGUAGAGUUUCUAGUUGACAGAUUUGGAAAUCAGUCUGAAUGGGACAUACUAUGGAUUCAACACACAGAAUAAGUUUUCCUCAAACCACUACCUUGACAUAGAUUUGAUACCCUCCCUCAAAAGAAUCCUAUAAAAAAUUGCUUCAAAGCCCCUUUGAAAUUGCAAUAGUGCAGCAAAACCACAAGUAAACAACUGCCUGUUAACCUGUUAUUUCAAAUAUAGACUGAAAAGCCAACAGGCA